GCUCUCAGUCAAGCGCCGACAUUCAAAGAAAGCGGACCUCACUUUAGAGAUAUUUAACGGAAAAAAUAUUCACAAAUAUAUAAAAAAAAAAGCUAAAGGCCGCACGCGUACGCGAUGACAUUCUGAAAAAAUCAAAUAUCGAAAGCGAACGAUCGAAUUUUAAAAAUAUUCGAAAUUCGAGUGUAGUUUGUGGUGUGCGAAUAAAUCCUUUUAACCGACAAUUUAUUAUACAUGGUGUUAUUUUUUGGAUAUGCUCCAACCGAGAAUAAGUAACAGUGGGGGCGGAGCUUUCAGGAUGUCACCGAAGCGGAGCUUUGUCGUGCUCGCUGCGCUUUUCUUGUGCACGACUCUGACGACAUGUCAAGAUUUUAAUUCUGAUGGAACAAUCGAAUCAUCGAGAAUCAAAAGGGAAGGAGGCCCAGAAAACAGGGACUUGACAGUACUCCUUGUGAAUCAGAAGAGAAACGAAUACAAUACGAAGGUCGGAAGGUAUCACAGCGUCAAACCUCUCAUCGGCUUGUUGACGUCGACAGCGAGGACUUUCAUCCAGGACGGUGUCACCACGGAAUAUGCGACCCAAAUCCUCGGCACCACCUUGGACAAUGGGCGCAUAUACGCACAGCUCCUCACCAAGUCUUCUUUAGUGUUGUACAAUAAGCCUUCUGCUGUCGAUGAGCCUGUCAUUGUCAAUCCGACGCGUAUACAUUCCGCUUUCGAUGGACAAUGGAACGUCAAGCAAGAUUUAGGCUUCAUAGACCCCGAGAAUUUCGUAUUAAAAAAUACAGAUUACUUGGCGCCUAAUAGUAUGAUGGAAAUCGUCUAUGCCAGUAAACCAGUUCAAGAUGUUAAUUACUGGAGUCCGUCAGCUCCUGAAAGCCAAACUGAAAACCAACUCGAUGAGCCGGUGGCACGCAGAGUGCAACCAGUUAAAGAGAUUCCGCGUUAUGUUCAGAAUGACGCCUUAAACUAUCUUGACGGUCCAGUCAUCGAAAGCGAGAAGAAAUUCGAAUUUUUCGUUGAACCUACCCAAAUAGCUUACAAUAACCCGGUCUAUAGACAAAGUAAGGCUUACGAACAUAUAGCCGAACCUGUCAAACCAGUUAUACGCAAUGAACCUUUGCCAGAGGAGCUUAAUAUUAGUAAAGUUAAACCUAAUUACGAUUUACCGACAUUUACGAUUAAAAACGAAUUCUCUCCGAUAUUUUAUUAUAUAGAUAAUGUUGAAACGCGCAAGCAAUUUCAACCAGCAGUCCAACAGACUAAAACGCCUAAGAAGUUAUUUGGACAAAAAAGCGAACCUAGACCUAAGAAAACUUUCACGUAUGCCGGAUUUGCCGAUUUUACGACGGUCGUUGGAGAUACUGUUAUUAUAUUUACGCCAAACACAGAAACAAGUCAACCACAGCACCCUGGGGAAGUUAAUGUUUUUCCAUCGGCUAAACCAGUUCAAAAGUUAGGUUCUAAGAUAACUUUCCUUGCCUCUGAUAUUCCUGUAGCAAGUUCCACAUAUAAAGCACACGAAGAUAUCUCUCCAACUAAAAUAAUAACGUCAAUUUCUAGUGAAGAUAAUAAUAGAUCCGAGAAAGCCCUUUACAAUGACGAAGAGAGCCUUAAAAAAGUCCUGUAUCAAGUUGAUGAUGUUAUUCCAGAUACAAUGAGUGUUCAGUUUGAUCAUAAUUUUGGUCUUAAUGUGGACGUUAUUCAACCAUCAGAAGUUUCUGUAUCUACAACAGAAAGCACACGCUUAACUGACUUUUUGGGUGUUAUACCGAUCCAAGAUUUUAGUUCCAAGCCGACGGAUCCUUUGAGCUCCGUUUCUCCGACACCAAUGGUAGUGGAAUCUUCUCAAGAAACCGUGGUCACAGAACCAAAUAUUGUUGAUGUUUUUACAAAUUCCGAAGAAGAGAGUGAGAACACAGCUGCUGAAGUAAGUGAGACCGCAGAAGAAGACCAAGAAGAUGAGGAAGAAAACGAGACAACAACGGAGGCAUCACAAGCGUUAUUUACUACAACAGAAAGUGGGCAUAGUGAUGAAUCGUCAGAAGAUUUUGAAACUACCACUGAAGCGAAGGUAUUCGUAACGGAACCUGAACAAAAUAACGAUGAACAGGGCACUGAGGAUGAUGAGGAUGAUGAAAAUGAUAGCAACGAAAACAUUGAAACCUAUAAUGAAGAACACGAAACACACGAAGACGUGUUUUGCACUAAUGGUUUAGAAACACAAUCUACAAUGACUACUGCUUACAAGACACUUACAUAUCUGACAACUUAUUUUAUUACAUUAGAAAACACUGAAACAACAACCUCUGUUAAAUCGAAUGUAGUUGUAGAAAGUAACAUUGGCUACUUUACAAAUGUUGUGUGUCGAACUAACUUUGAGAUCGAACCAACUGCAGUUGUUUCUAUUGAUGUAAAUUAUUCUGUACAUUCCAAUUUGGAAACCCCAGAAACGCAAUCAGAAGAACCAACAACUAAAACAAGUAUAGAGAUUGAACCUAGCACUGAAGACUAUAAAAUAACAGUAGCUAAGCAAGAAAUCGAAAUUGCACCUCAAGGUGGAACAGUAAAUGAAGAAAAUAGAACAUCAUCUGAUGAAAGUAGCGCUGAGGCAAACAAUGAAGGGAAUGAAGAGAAACAGCCGACUACAUCGACAACCACCACCAGUACAACUACUACUACUACAGAAAGAGGGAACGAGAACAAUGAAAGAGAAACUACCAGUGAAAAUCAUACUGAGGAAACGGAAAGAGUCGGACAAGGUGUCGUUACAACGACUGAAUCACUGCUCGAUGAAGAUAAGGUGGAUGAUGAAGAAAAUGAGAUCGAUGUCAUAUAUAAAACACUUUACACUACUUACACAUACUUUACGACGUUCUUCGGAGACGAAUCAUCAAGUGUAGCCAGUCAUAAAUCAGUGGUUACAAAUAUUAUUACAUCUACGAUUGAUUUGAACAAGUUAGACCCUUCGCUAUUAGGUGCUUUUGAUGAAGGAGAAAUAGCACCAACUAGUGUCGGUGUAGGGCGUCCGACUGAAUCAGUGGCCAUUAACAGUAUAAUUGAUUUGGUGAAAAACAAAGACGUUAUUGAAUCUGUUGAAGUUGAUGAAGUAUACAGUUCCCAGACGCCAACUCCAUCUUUAGGUGACGAUGUUGUUGCAAGUAUCAAGCCAGAUGCCGUAAAAACAUAUUUCACAACUUAUACAUUCUUCACAACUAUAUUUGUUGGUACUGAUGCAAAUGUCUGCAGUAGAAGCGAAGUAUACACAAACUAUGUAGGACCUGAUGCACUAGUACCAACAAAGAGUAACCCGCUCGCAGCAGAAAGUACAAGAGCUCAAUUUGACUUUAGGAAUUGUAGGCAAGUCAAAAUGGACCCCCCCUCAAAUCCUGAAGACAACUCGUCUAUGGAAAAGACUAUCAGUGUUGAACAGAUGGAGCAAACUCAUAGCGAAACCAAGAAAGAAUUAAUUCAACCUAAUCCUCUUGAAGUUGACAUGUUGUUUAGUGUAGAGGCUAAACCCUUAGAAUCUGACAAUUCAAAUUAUGUAACAGACGUCAAGUCCUCAUCAUCUAAAGGAGAAAGGCAAUAUUUAGAUAAUAACAAUGUAUUGGAUGAUCAAAUAAGUUCAGAGAGUAACAUCGAUGAAAUUUUGCCAUCCCCUACCCUUUUGCUACAGACUAGCUACACAACAUUUACGUACUUUACGACAAUGUAUAUUGGUAAAGAUUCUAGUAAAGUGAAAAGUCACUUAGAAACUAUCACCAACGUUGUCACGGAAACUAUUAUGCCGAAUAAAGAACCAGAAGAGGAAAGUAAUUUACCUAUUACUUAUUAUACUACCUUUACUUAUUGGACUACACUGUACAAGGAUAAAUCAACGACCAUCACGAGUCGUGAAGAAAUUGUUUCGAAUGUCGUCACUCCAACAGUUCAAGUAUUACCAACUGUCAGUCCAAUUGACACAACCCCCAUUGAAGUAGACAGUGUUCUACCACCAAAAGAUCUGGAAGUCGAGAUAAAACCAUCUUUAAUAGAUGAUAGCUCAGAACCGGAUGACGGUAAAGCAACGUUCUAUACAACAUAUACUUAUUUCACCACAUUUUACGCUGGAAACACUUCGCAAAUAAGAAGUAGCUUAGAAACAGUGACAAACAUUGUGGACAAUACAAAGGUCGCUGAAGACAAUCAAAUAGGGCGCAAAGUUCCGGCUGGUGCUCCAGAAAAUAAUUUGAUUCAAGACAAGGGUGAAAAGGUACUUAUUGCACCUACUUUGGUCAAGGAAGUUAUUCAGCCGACCAAACUACCGGAUAUCUCAUCAGCGUCACCUACAGUACUUUUAGGUACAUACAUUGAUAACCUAUUUGCUGAAGUAAAACCAGACGUACCAACAACUGAAAGCGAAAAGAAAAUUUUGUUUUCACAAGUGGCAGUUAUUUCAGGCGAUUCGACAAUCGUGACAAGCGAUAACAAAACAUUUAAUACGGAGAGUACUACAUCAUCAACUACCACUACCACAACCACAACCACAACCACAGAAAACAAUAAUAUAAGCUCAUCCACAGAAAUUUUAGAGGGUUCAGUUACAACAGAAUCUGAAUCAUCUACAGAAUCUAAGUACGAAGAUGAGGAUGAUGGCACAAAUAGUAGGAAAAAGUCACGUCUUACUUUUAAACCUAAGAAACCGUCAAUUACUCCAGUCAUAACGCCAUUCUCAUCAAGAAAUAGGCCCACAUUUAUUCCAAAACGUGUACCUCUACCCAGUAGUGCUACCACGAUAACUCGUUUAGAUGCAACGCCUACCAUUACUGCCACACCAACAUUGAAAUCUGUUAGGCAGUCCGGUUUCCCAGGUAGCAGAAAGCAGUCCGCAUCGCCUGGAGCAUCUAGUGCCGGCAAACGUUUUCCUGGGCGUAGCAGUGUCAACAAUCCAUCGGCUAAUGCCCCAUCUGCGUCACGAGGUGGAUUUGGAAGAAGUUCCAUUUCACCUACAUCUCGACGAACUGGUUUUAGAACUAGUUCUCUGAGAAGUGGUAGCCUAGAUUACGCUAGUAGAUCAGCUGUUCCAAGAAUUAUUAGGCCUACAGCUUCGUUAAGGCUACCUGCUGCAAGAAACAGUAAACAACCAACUGCAUUAACCAUCCCACCCACUGAUCAAAACGAGGAGACUUUUGGAACUCAGUUUGAAGAAGCUGCUACGGAACCUUAUGAAGAAGUCACUGAACAACCGAUUAGAACGACCAAUAAUCCUUUGCUAAGGUUCAGAAGACCUCCAAUUUUAAGACAACCAGGAACAGCCAUCACUCCACGUACGACUACACCAUCUAAUAGACGAGGAAUAACAUCUAGAAGUCGAAUCACAACAACAACUAGAAGAUCAACAACUCGUAGUACACCUAAUCCUUUACUGGCAUUGAGGAGACAAAGGCCAAAUGCACUCUUUCCACGAAGAAAUCUUUUCAGACAGCCAGAACCAGAACCAGAAGAAGAAAUCAAAGAAGAUGAACAAAAAGUAGAAGAAGAUGAAGAAUUAUUAGAAGAAGAAGAAGAGUUUGAAGAAGAUAAUGAUUACGACUCAUCCGACAGAAAAGAGAGACAAGUCGCUACACCACCCACAUCAAAACCCAUAGUACAAAUCAGACCUUUCGCAUUUAGGCGUCGUACCAAGCGUCAAGUUAAUACUGCGAACCGUCGGUACACAAACUUUAGACGACCAGGACUAAAAGGUACAUCCACUAAGCGACCCGAACCAGAACCUGAAACGCAAGCUCCAUCUACACAAAAACCUAGACCAGGUUCACGAUUUAAUAAAGGAACAACGUCACGUAAUAAAGCAACAACGUCAUCCAGUGUAAAAGCUGCAUCUAGACAGCCUUUCAUUAUUCGUGGAGAAAGUAGAACUACAUCGACCGCUGCUACACCAUCAUAUAGAAGAGCAAAGACCCGGACUUCAUCUAGAACAACUACAUCGGCUUCUAGACCGAAACUACCAAGACUAUCUGCCAAGACCUCAACUUCUAGGUCAAGUCCGUCCAGGGCAACGACCAGGGCUCGUACCCGCACAACCACGAGUAGAGUAUCAAGCAGACAAAGAAGCUCAUUUGAAAAUUUGAGUGGCGAGAGAUUCAACAAUUUUAACAACAUUCUUAAUGACGGAAAGAUUACUAUUACUUAUCAAAUACCAACAGAGGUCACUAUUCCUUUUGUAAACGGCAAAAUAACGGAAUACAAGAAUGUUUUGUCAGCUACCCCUAGCAUUGAGACUUUAUUACUAAAUCAAGUUUCGACAUCUAUAGGGCCAUUAGGUCAGCAGCAAUUAGUACUUGCCGCGGAAUCUACCGAACUAGCAGAAAACGGCGCUACAAAACUAAUUAAAUAUCUACUUCACGAAACCCCGACAACUACAGUGAUUUUCACACCCACAACUAUAAGGGGCCGUAAGACUUCGUUCUCUCACAUUUUACCUAGCACAGUAUACAAUGUCGAAUCCGUAACUCAGACUGUGGCUCCAGAAAUUAAUACAAACGUUCCCUUGGCCAAUUUGCUUCUAUCACAACUUUUGCUUGGCAACCAACAACCUGCGAUCAACCCUCUCCUAGCAUUCCAAGGACAGGGAUUGUUACCGCAGCAACCUAUAGUACAAACUCCUGUAACGGAAUAUAAGACUAGAGCCACCACUUACGUCACCACAAUUACUGAUGCUAGAGAAACAGUUUUGCCAAUUACAUUCAGAGGCAAGGCAAUUUUGACUACAAUUGUAGAUCCCACGACAAACGUUAUAACCGCUACUGAAUUCGUUACGGAAACUGUGAUUACGACUCCCACUGCUUUGGGUCCAUCUCCGCAGUUGAAUUCGUUGCUUCUUCCCCUCUUACUUCAGCAACAGCAACAGCAACAGCAGAGCCUUUCGCUUCCUACAGUAAAUCCCUUAGCAGGAUUGGGCCAAUCAGAUCUUAAUCUAAACAAUUUAAAUGCCCUUCAAAACAAUUUUAAUAAUGACAUAUACAGUAACAGCCCCAAACCUAACAUCCUAUCAGAUCUGAAUAGCAACGAAAACUUCUCUGAUGAUUACGAAAUAGAUAGCGAUGAUGAUUCCCCUCCACCGCCGCCUCCUUCCCGGUCAAGAAGCAAGCAAAAAGCGCCUAAGCCCGCACCUCCACCCAAGCAAACCAGUGUUGUCACUUUAUACGUAUCUGGUAAGCAUCCAGGUGAAUUCAGUACAGUUCUAUCAACGGUCAUCAGUGAUGACACACAGACGGUUAGGAAACGCGAAGCCAUUUAUUAUGAGGACGCCGUAGUCUCUCCAUCCAUUUUACCAACAAUAGACGAGCUGUAUGGUUCACAGUUGGAUAGUAGCGCAACAAUCUUACUUUCAGACAGAGAUAGAUUCUUAGAUGACUCCUCAUUUGAGAACCAGAUUGAAACCCAAAGCCUGGAGAGUAUUGUAGGUGAAAUCAGUAAGCAUAUAAAAUAUAACGCGUCACCAACGUACGUCGUAGACUUAGGCAGUCCUUCUUCAAUCAGGCAUAUGAAAGAAGGAACUUCGGUCGAUGAUAUUUCGUCCUUUAAUACCAAUGCAAUUGUUUAUGAUAAUACCCCUUGGAUGCCAGGUAGAGACCUUAAUACCGAAGAAAGGUCUGCUACUGAUAUGGACGAGAGGAAAUUGAAGAAUGUCGCCACGAAAGUAAUGGCUAAUGGAGUGGAAUUACUAGUUAAAGACAAAAGUGUUGAUGGAAAACAUGAACAGACAAAAUAUAUGGAAGUGAAAACGAUUCAACCAACAGCGUCACUGAGCAAUAUGUUCGUGAAUAGUUUCCCAAAAGCUGACAAAAGGAUUGACAACGAGGGAAAUUUCGAUAUAAUCCAACCUUCAGAAGUCAGUCAUGUACCAUGCACGACUUCAUGCUCAUGCAGCCAUUCACAAACAGAAGGACUUAAUACUAAGCAUAUAAAUGUCGACAUGGCAUCAUCAAACUUUGGCUUGAAAACCUCACAAUAUGGCGGUACAAUUUUAGAUUUUAAGUCCACAAAGAAAGAAACUCUCGAUAAAAAAACUCAAUAUGAACCCUAUGAGUAUGAAAGCAGCUCACAAUUGACACCCACAGAUAGAAUAGUAGAGAAAUAUACUGAAAUAAUUGGCGAUUACUCGGAUGAAAAAGAUUCAAGUUCUGUAGAAGAAAGCGAAUUGCUAACAAACGAACAGGCUCCAGGACCUCCGAAAACAAAUAAAAUUUACAAGUCUCCAGAGAAAAACAAACCAGACCAAGUCCAGAAACCAAACAAAAAUAAAUUUGUUGUCGCUGAUUUGUUAAAAUUAGGAACUCUAGGCAUAAAAGGAUUAACACGGCUAGCCCCAGUGUUGGAAAAGAUGACAGGCGGUUUUAUUAAGCGACAUGACAACAUAGCAGACAAAACAACGACAACUACUCAACAACCAGCUAUGAAGCUGACUGCUUACAGUGCUAAUAAAAGAAUCGAUACAGACAUAGAUGUAAAAAAAGAUAAUUUUCCUAUAUACAUACCCGUUGAUGAACUAGAAACAUCUGAAUCACAGUUGGUUUUUACUAAUGCAACGUUACAUCAAAAUUUGGCAUGGGUAACCGAGCAUAAGUAUCCAAAAGCACCAAUCACCCCACCGAAAUUCAUUCAUGAAAGCCCUUUAGUUAAUGGCGGUAUACCUAUCAGUCCAGGUGAGAUCAUCACAGCGAAUUCCGAUCUGAUAGUUGGGACACCAGCUGUCGGAAGACCGUUAACAUUGGCUGCCAGUGGCAUAAAAUUACACAACCAAGUUAACCCACCACCAAUUGAUAGUUUCGUAUCGGCUAAUGAACAGUAUUUAGUCAAUGAAAAACCGAUGAGUGAUCAGCCAGAAGUAAAAGUAGACGAUUCAUUUGAUUUAAGACCGCCUGAUGUACCCAAGAACAAGCCUAGACCCCGGCCUCUGAAUGGACAAAGGCCAUAUGGCUCUUAUUCUGCCACAGAAAAUAAGAUGCCUUUUCGUAAACCCUCUCCAGGGCACACGGCUCACGAUCAAGUAAUAAAACCAGAAAAAAUAAAAACUAUAAAUACAGUGUUGGGUAAUCACGGUCGGCCUGUAUUCUUAGAUUAUAUUCCUUCGCUAGCCAAACCUGCAAAAAAACCUAAUGGAUAUAACACAAAUUUCAACCCGAGUACCGAAGACAUGAAAGGAAAAGAGAUAUUGGAUAACAGUCCAAGCUCAUCAGAAAUUGUGAACACACAAAUAAAGACAGAGUCUGAUUACACUAUCACUGGGAGUCCAGAUUCCAGUAAACCAUUUUUGGUUGACAUCCAACCUUCUAGGGUUGCUAAUGUUUUAAUUCCUCACGGGAGUUCAACUGCGUUAGUUUUUGCUGGUUCAUCUGAACCACACAAAACUGGUGAUUAUGUGGAUGAUCCAUUGCCUUAUCCAGAACCAGGAUACUUUGGAAGUUUCAGCAUAGAUGCUCCUCAAAUGACAAACGUUCAUAAUGUAGCACCUAACGGUAAUCAGAUAUUUAAUGGCCCAAACGUGAAUUUCCCAUUAGAACCCCAAAACCAGAACUCAGCUACCCAUAAUAAGCCAGUGAGGAAUGAUGUGAAAGUAAAAUGGAAUGAAAAUAAACGACCAGAUAUAAACAAUUUUCCACCUACGCCGAAUAACCAAGAAGGUCAUGUACGAGUCAGUCCACAAAUAUCUGCUUACAAACCAAACCUCUAUAGUGCAAAUACUGAUUUUGGCAAAUUAAAUCAAAUAAAAGGAAAAGAUGGCAAAGAAUUUAUCGACAAAGAAUAUGAAAAUUUUCUGGCAGUACCCCCACCGCCGCUAAACGUAUUUUAUAAUACAGAAAAUACUCAAGAAAAUCAAAAUAAGCCGUACAACCAAAGACCAAUUGUUCAUACAAAACCGGUGCAGGAUAUGAAAGUGUUUCUAAAUGCUCAACAUCCUCAACAUUCGCUUCCUAAAGAACAGUUACCCCCUAAGGUGACGUCGGAAAUCUACUUUGCGUCUCAAGCACCAAAUAAUAAGCCAACUCCAUCUUACACUAUUCAUAUACCACCUGUAGCACCUUCCUUCGUAAAUACGUACAAUAAAUUAGCUAAUGUAAACAGGCCGGCACAUAGACCAUCGGUCUCAAGUGACCCAGCACAUUCUUUUCCAAUUUCGUCCUCAUUGAAUAUGGUCAACAAAUCCAUUGCUGGUCAUAGUGAUAGUAAAGAUGAUACUAGUUAUACUGUAACUUUGAAUACAGCUACAAAUGUUGCGGGCAAUGUUGGCGAUAGGCAAAUUAUUGGUUCCAGUGCCCCCGUUUCAAUAGGUACAUCCUCCAGCGUUGGCUUAAAUACUGACAUUCCUAUUGGAACUAAUUUCGCUAUCCGAGUGGAAGAUAAUUCAGGUCUAUAUGAGACGCACAAUGUACAAGGACAGAAAAAUCCAUUUAUCUAUGAUGAACAUGGUCGUGCUCCUAGCGUUAUAGUUGGUGACAGUAAAUGGAUUAAGAGUGAAUCAGACAAGAUUGAUGGCACUAUUGUAGGUCAUAAGUAUUUCAACGAAAACGUUGAGAAACCUGCCCUUGAUCAGGCACCUGCUGGGAAUUAUAAAAUUAAUAAUCGAACGCCUGUAGGAGAUUUCGUUGGAGAUAAUAGAUGGAACAAGAGUUCCACAGGAAAAACGGAGUCGAGCAUUUUAAGUCAUUCGCACUACAACAACAAUGCCGAAAGACCUAUAGUGACAGAAAUUGUACGCCCCACACUGCCACCGUCUCUUAACAGUCAUGCUAAUUUCCCCAUGAUCAAUGAAGAAACCGGACCGGCUGCAAAUAAUGUAAAGCCGGUUCACGAAAUAAAUCGUGACGUUAUAGCAGCUGAUCAGAAGAGACCACCAAAACUAAUUCCUAACAUUCCAACAAACUCUCACGGGUGGUAUUCUAGUAUUUUAAACGAUAACGUCAUUCACAAUAUUAAAAUCGAUAUCACAACACAGAAAUCAAUUCCUCUUAUACACGAUCAUAAUGAAAAUGGUCCUGAUUAUGGAGAAAAACUUCCGGGUGUUGGAAAGCCUCCUCCGCAUUGGCAACAUUCUGGACAUGUUCAUAGCAACAUGAACCUUGGCAAACCAUUUACUAAAGCUACAUUUAAUGAUCAACACCGCCCCACAACCCCACCGUUAACAACCAAACCAAAUAAAAUUAAUUACAUACCAGCUAAUUUCGGGGCUAUAAAUCAACAAGCUUAUGACAUUCCUAUUAGGGAUAACAGUCAUGAAACUACUACUAGUCACAUAUCAACAACAACAUUAACGGAAAGGGAGAAACCGAUUUAUGAAAACUCUGAAGAGAUUUAUGAUGGAGAAGAUGAAUCUGACAGUACGUACGAUACCGACGGUGAAGUCAGUUUAGAAUCAAUGAAAGUUCCUGUUAUUAGUGCUUCGAAUGAAUUGAAAGUUUCAACAUCAUCAACAGAGAUAACUUUGCUUCAAGAUGAAGUUUUUAAUCCACCCAAGCAGGAAUCUUCAAACAAAAAUAAACAAGUGGAUUUCAAUCACGGGACCCAAACUGAGAAACCAUUCAUAGCGAACAAUAGAACUGGCUUCAAAAGUAACGCAAUAAAACCUAUUUACGAAAAUAAGUACCAAAGUAUGAAACCGAGGCCAUUUACCAUGAAUAAUGGUGCGAUAAUUGACCACCAAUUACAACAACCACAUUGGCAGAUAAACCAUAUGAUGGAAAAUUCAACUAACGCGUCUUACGAAAGUAAUUUAGACUUGAAUAUUGGUGAAGAAAUACCGUCCAGCCCAAAACCAGUUCCAAAUGUGAACACUCAAUACUAUUAUGGUCAAUCACAUUCGAAAGAUAAACAGCAUUCGAGACCAGAAUUUUCCAAAAGCAAUUAUACUCAGGUAUUUAAUGAUACCAAUAUUAUUACUUCAACAGUCCAUAUUAAGGACAAAAAACCUUUGAUUGUUGAAAAGGCAACAGAAAAGUCAACAUUACAUAAAUUAACAAUCACAACUGAAUCAAGUUCAAAUAAAACGUCAACCGAAAUAAUAGAUCUUUCACCACCUCCCCCUACAAUGGAUUACAAUUUCAAACCAUCUACAAAUGAUGAAAUGAUUAUGGGUAUGAGUCCACCACCGAGAAUGCCCCCUGCUGUUCGUUUACCUCCCAGAAUGCCUAUCACACCAAGGCCUAUUCCAGUUAGAACACCUCCUUCUUAUAGACUAAAACCUCAAAAAACAACAAGACCUUCAACGCAAAGACCUGUAAGAAAGCCUAUUAAUCGAGAUGAAGUAUCAACAUACCGACCACAUUUAAGAGAAGAAGUAUCUACCUUCAGGCCUCAUAAUCGAGAUGACAUUUCAACCUAUAGACCGAUUUACGAUAUAUUGAACAACGUACGUCGUCCCAUUUAUAAUAACAAUCAACCAUCCUCCCAACUAUUACCACCCCCAAGAGAUAUAUCGAGUGAAAUAAGUUCUGCUUCAAUACCUAAUAUAGUGUUCCCAACCCCUACAUCUUCAGGCUGGUUGACAUCAUCCGGUGUCGAAUUCUCUUCUAGUUUUGACUUUGGCCCAACAUCUGUACAAUUCCCAGCAAUCGACCAAUCUUCAAUUACGGCUCAACUACCCGAGGAACCCUCUUCUGAUAAUUCCUAUUCUUAUGAAGUAGAUUAUUCUUCUGAACGAAGUGAAGAGUUAAGUUCGCAAAAACCAGAAACUACUGAGAAAUACGAACAAUCAAAUGAGGCUUCUAAUUCUGAACCCACAACAACAGUGACAACUGAAAAAAAUAAAACGAAUGAAGAACAUGAUUCAGUUGCUAGUGAAUCAGUUGAAGAUACAACCACGGAGAACAAGACAAUUCAAUUAGACAAUAAGAAUCGAGUCCGUAAACCAUAUCCAGUUCGGCUGGAUGAUAGAAAAUCUAGUACUUACAAAUUUAAACUUCCUAAGCCGACUGCUAUAAAACCAACAAGAACAUUAUCUCGAUCUGAUAUUUUAUACCCGACGAGACACACAUCUAUAAAGAAGAUUAUAAGACCAAUACCUACACGGUAUCCAGCCGUAUCGCCGCCCAAUAUAAUUGAAAGUUCUGAAAGCUCUGCCAACGAAGAGUUCAUUAAGCCGACCGAGGUACUUAAAGAAAGUACUCCAACACCCAUUCUGGAAAUUCCGAAUGUUAUAGAUCACCAAUCAAAUAUAAUAACCUCGAGCAUGGAAAAUAUCAGUCCUAACCUACAACCAACACAUCACGCCGGCAAUGAAAUCAGAAUAUCAGACGACAUAGUUCCGACAAAGACCGAAUUCAGGACCACGGUUGUUACACUUACGAAAACAUUAUCGGAACCACCGAAAACUGUAUCCAGUAUCGAUUACGUGAACCUAACACAUACAUUGACGGUCACUCUGACAGAAACAAGUUUGUUGAGUCAAUCGGAAGGGGCUGUAACUGAAACCCUAGUACUGACAAACACACACACGUCCACAAUAGUCGACGUGGUUACAAAAGUACAGACACAAGUUCAACCGACUACCAUAAUCGAAACAGUGACCAAACAUAUUCCCAUUCAAGUUGAACCAACGCCAGUGCAAGAGACUUCGGCUAAAACGAAAAUAGCCUUAGAUGACGUCACUAUUUCUUCGGAAGAAAACGAUAAUUUCAUUAUUAGAGACAGCGACGUAACAGAAAACAUACAGAAGAUUGAUACCGACGGAGCAAACGACAGUGAUACAUUCUUUGUUGUUAUGAACAAGUCUCAGAACGGCGGUCACUCACCUCCAGUCAGCACUAGCGUUGAAACUGAAUUUGAUGACCUAACCAGAAACGAACAAGUCAAUAGCAACGGUGUAUCUCAAGUUCUAUUUGGUGAGAUCCUACUGGCUGGGGCACCUUACUUGGAGACAACAAACGUCGGUAAUGCAAAUGGACCAGGUUUUGGAAAAGAAUGUCAGCCUGAUUGUAAAGCUUCGAGAAACGAAAGAUGCCAGAGAAUUGAUGGACUCAUGAAAUGUGUGUGCAGACCAGGUUUUGCUAGAAUGUUCCCCGAUAGACCAUGCAAACCUACCUAUACAUACUCUGUGAAAUUAGCACUGGCUUCUCAAGGGGAAAGCCGCUUGCAAUUCCAAGAAAGCCUCUCUGAUAACUCCAGUAAAGAAUACCAAGCUCUAGCCGUGGCCACUCAUGAAGGCAUCAACAGGAUGGUGAUGCAAUCAGAUCUUAGGGACGUUUACCAUGGUAUCCAUAUUGCCGGCUUCCAUCCAGUUGAAAUUCAGAACGAUACUGGAACUGGGUAUCAGGGAGUAAUGAACGAUUUCUAUGUACAGCUUUCUGACAAUGCUCACGAGAACCGAUUGAAGGAAGUUUUAGAGAAAUAUCUGCGAAAUAAUAACUACAGUCUCGGAGGGACUGAUGUGCACGCUGCUAGCGAAUUGUUGGACAAAAUGGACGUUAGUGAUUUCGACGAGUGUACAAGCGGCCAGUUCCAUGACUGCUCAGAGCACGCGCAGUGCUUCAACCUACGAGGGACCUACACUUGUAGCUGCCUAGAAGGGUUCGCAGAUCUCAGCGUGAACAAUCUGUAUCCCGGCCGAAUUUGUUCUGCGGAGCCGGUGGGAUGCGCGCGUUGCAACUAUCACGGCACGUGCUACUCCAGAGACGACAAACGCGUGCUCUGCGAAUGCUUCCAGUGGUACUCCGGCAGUACUUGUCAGAUCAACUUGAAAGUGGUCCUUAUAUCGUUGGUGGUCGCCGGAGCUCUCCUGACGGUGGUACUGGCCGCAUGCGCGGUAAUAGCUUGUCGCCGCAGCAAGCCACCGCAGCGGUCCAUCGUCACAUGCAUUCAGGGCAUGCCUACUCUACAUCAGGGAGCAAUGCCGAAGCAGCGGAACGACCGGCGAGCUCUUAUCAGUGAGCAAGGCGAGCCUCGUGAUAACACCAGUAUCCAGAACGCCUCCCUGCCUUACAUGCCCGCCAAGCGACCCUCGUCUUCGAAGAAGCUGGUGAUCUCGGAUCCCCCGAGUCACGAUCCGCCCCCUCCCCCCGCACCAGCCGUGCUGAUACCUCGAGCCAGGUUCCAUCCUCAUCACGGAGACAGUCGGGAGAAUCUAGCCAGAAAGAGGAGUUUGGAGUUGAGCAGCGAGGCUAAGCUGAUCAGCUACUUGGAGUCCGGGGCCGCCACUACUCACGACGAGAUGCGAAGGAAGCACAGCUUGGAGUCUUCGUAUAGCGCCAACAGGGAUAGACCAAACAAAAAGGGAGCUUUAGUAUCGGCCGGCUUUAAAGUAUCCACCACGAUCCGACCUGAUGAGAAUAUGAAGGAUGACAGAGACGAUAUGUCUUCGGUGAACAAAGCAGAGUUGGAAGCGGAUUUAGCAAGAUUCGACUCUUUAAGGAAGGCCUACAGCCAAGACGACAUGUCCGAAUGGACGGACGCUGAAAGAAGACUCGGAGAACUGACAUUAUCGGAAGCUCGUUCAGUGGGCGGGACCUUGCCGGCCAGUACUGGAAGAGCUGCUUCUUCAACAAGACUGACCCAUCAGGAAGCUAACACGAUGGCCGAGAGAGACCUUGGAUCCACAUUCCUUCUGCCGCAUGUACACCUAUACAAACCAGAUCUUACAAGCGACGUAUCGGAGUUCGAUUCCUUGUAAAGAGUGGAAUCAAGAAAACCUGCUAGUAUUAUUUAAAAAUUAUAUUCAGUACGGUCUAAACCACCAAAGUAAAGACUUUAUUUAUUCAAUUAAUUUAUUCAAUUCUAUUUAAUUUAUUUUUAAUUUUAAGUUCAAUUUUAGAAAAAAAACACGUACUGUAUAAGCGGUGGACUGAAUUUGAUGUCGCCGUACCUACAUCUGGCUCACUCUCAAUAUAAAAAAAAUAUUUUACUGAAAUCAUAUCCGAAUAAAGUCAUGAUUUCAAAGCUCGGUAUUCAUAAUUGAAGUACGUAUUAUAUUUGAGCUGGGAAAUUAAUUCAAAAUAUCUUGAGAUACGUUCUCGAAGUUUCUAGCAAGUCAGAAAGACACCAAUUCAAAUGUCUAAAAGUAUUAUUGUUCUAAAGCAGAAAUAUAUGCAGCCUAUGUGAAUUGUCAUCAGGCCCUUUCUGUCAAAUGACGAAAAAUAACGAACCGUUUUCCGUUUAAGUUAUAAAAAAUAUAUUUUUCUAAGUUUAGUUUGUUGAAAGAAAAUUGAUGUUGUUAGUGAGUUACGCUCAUCUUUUAUAAAUUUUAUUUAAAUUGAGUCUUUUGUUGUAAUAUUUCUAUGUGCAAUUACACAAGCCACAAAAUCUAACUACGUAGAAUAUUGCAACAAAAAAAAAAUUAUAGGCCAUUGUCUUUUUCAUGGUGUUUCCAGUUCUACAUUUUAUAAAUCUUGAAUCAAUUUUGGAAGAAAUCGACUUUAAAUAUUAUAUAUUUUUUAUUACGAUCGCCGGAUACGGGCAAAAAUAAUACGAAAAAAAAAACUUUAAAUGAGUCGACUAUUAUCAAAGCCGGCAAUAUGACUUUUGGACAAUUAUUUGUAAAUCAGAAAAACGAAUUAUUGACUUUGUAUUCCAUUGGCAGUCACAAAACUCUUCUGAACGACAUCUUAGAUAGGUUUCGAACCGUAUUCUUUGAAGGAGACGAUUAUAUUCAAAUCAAUCUGUAUUGACAUAUCAAUAACAUUUUUUUGUCAAAAUGCACAGAUUGCCACCUUUGAUAAUAGACGACUCAAAUAUCGCAUCGCAUAUUUCAACGUUCUCAAUGUAGAUUUUGGCAAGAAUCGAUUCACGAAAUGCCAUAGUAACUUUAAGAAAAACAUAAUUUUUUUUUUGUAAUUUGUUUAUGAAAAUGAUUUGAAUAAGAAAUCUUUAUUAUAAGUCCGAAAUCGAUAUGGAAAAGGUUUACCGGUUAACCGGAUUUCUUGUUUGAACAAUUUUCAUUGUUUUGAUUUUUGUAGUUUAAUUUUUUUAUUGUUCUAAAUUAAAAGCUCUUGUUUUUGUUUGUACGUCAAAAUUUUAACUUGCGACUUUAAGUGUAUUUAAUGGGAUUCCAAAAAAAUGGUCUACCAGACGAAAGAUGAUGCAGUUUUUUCUCUGUCUUUUCCUCUAUCUGCUGGUCCUAAGUCUACGGCAACAUAAAGAAAUCCCUGUUAAUAUUAAAAAUAUAGCUGUAAUGAUACAUUUUGACACAGUACACUAAUUUUCUAUUAACGGUCAAGGAACAUUUAUUAACAGAUGAACGUGGAAGAAAUUCGUGUUUUUUUAAUCUGUUAGCUUUUAUUACCGAAUUCAUCUAUACAAACAAAUAAAAUUGGAGUGUCUGUUUGUAAUAAUAAAAUUACCACUUUUUACUAAAUGCGUAAGUAUGUAUACCACAUUACAUAUACCAUAUUUUUUUGUCUGCCUGUUUGUUCCGGCUAAUAUCUGGAACGGCUGGACCGAUUUUGACGAGACUUUCACUGGUAGGUAGCUGAUGAUAUAAGGAGUAACUUAAGACUACUCUGCUUCUGAUUCGUUAUAGUUCUAAUAGAAUAAUAAAUAGUUGCAAGUUAAAAUUUUGCGGAAACGUGAUUUGGAUGAUCUAGUAAAAAUGUUAAUAUACGUACAAAAUCGGUACAAAAAAAUAAUGAUUUACAUACGUAUGUAGAUAAAAUAACAAAAAAAAAAUGAUUUACAUAUGUAUAUCAUUACAUAUGUACACAAUGAUAUACAUUGUAUAUUUGUUUUAGUUAAUAAGUAUUGCUUUUUGUGAAUAAAUUUUAUAUUAAAGAUUA
Messenger RNA from Bombyx mori (domestic silkworm), 17741 nucleotides. RefSeq lists its product as uncharacterized. The transcript is spliced from 20 exons. Gene Ontology annotation, molecular function: calcium ion binding. The record is from RefSeq and is a predicted model, not a curated record. Bases 251 to 15643 code for a protein of 5130 amino acids. NCBI's taxonomy places the organism in Eukaryota, Metazoa, Arthropoda, Insecta, Lepidoptera, Bombycidae.